AUGUGCUCCACCUUCAUCCCCGACUCCCUCGCUGUCACCGCGCCGCCACAGACCCUCUCCCAGGUGGAGGGUGACACGCUCCAGCUCACCUGUGAGGUUUCCCGGGCGACAGAGCAGCACACACACCUGUCUGUGGGUUGGUACCUGCGUUCCUCUGAGGACGCUACCAUGUCGCCCCAGGAGAUCCUCACUCUGUCCCGAGACUUUGUCCUCCGGGCCGGUGCACCUUACAAACAGAGGAUGACUGCAGGAGACCUGAGACUGGAUAAGACCAGCGCUACGUCCUACAGGCUGACCAUCCACCGGCUGCAGCCUGCUGACCAGGGCUUGCUCUACUGCCAGGCUGCAGAGUGGAUCCAGGACCCCGACCGCAGCUGGUUCACCAUGACCCGCAAGCAGGCUGAUAAGACCCAGCUACGGAUACAGCCCAUUGAUCGGGACUUCUCUAUCCAGGUGAGCACGGAGCGGCGCUCCUUCACGGCGGGCGAGCCGCUGGAGCUGCGCUGCACCAUCGAUGCCCAGAGCGUGCCCGAGCGCUUCUUCUCGGUGUCGUGGGUGUUCAGCAGCUCGCCGGUGGCUGUGAUAGGGCCCAGCGCUGUGCCCGUCCUGGGACUCGACUACGUGGCGCGCGAGGCCGCUGGUCACAUGACUGUGCGCAAGGAGAGCCCCACUGUGCACUUGCUUAAGCUGCAGCACCUCCGASCAGAGGAUGCUGGGAAAUACAUCUGUAGGGUCACGGAGAGGGAGAAGACACCCACCGGGGACUUUAUAGAUCGGAGCAAGAGGUCACGCAACGUCCAGAUCACCGUCCAGCCCAUCAAGAGUAACGUCACAGUGUCUUUGUCCAGUAACUCAUCGGAGGUCCAGGAGGGGGACGUGGUCCAGCUGACCUGCUCCAUCCACUCCACCACGGGUCCUCUCUCGGUGGCCUGGCAGUGGAGUGAGAAGCAGGGCUCCACCCCUCCCCAGAACCUGGCCUCCGUAGACCGCGACGGGACCGUCCGACCAGGCCCUGGGUACCGUGAGCGCUCCAGCUACGGGGAGAUCCGUGUGGAGAGGGUACAGGAGGACAUUUAUACCCUGUCCCUCUACAACGCCCUGCCUGGGGACGAAGGGCUGUUCCGGUGCACGGCCACAGAGUGGGUGGAGGCCGGGACAGAGUCCGAGCAGAGUUGGGAGAARAUAGGGGAGAAGUCAGCUACUAAGGCCAUCACUGUUAAGACCGUGGAAUCCUCCUUUGUGGUGUCGGCGUCGUCGCGGACGCCCAGCGUGACCUUUGGCGACUCGUUUGACCUCCAGUGCCUGGUGAAGCCCCGCCAUAACCCUCGUGUGCCUGCCUCUGUCACCUGGCGCUUCAUGCCCGCCAGCUCGGGCUCUUCUGGGGAGGUUGGGACAGCAGGCGAGUUCCGAGACCUGGUGACGUUUACCCGCGAGGGCACGCUGCAGUGGGGCGAGCAGCUGCUGGGCCUGGGCACCCGCACCACCGUGGACCGUUCCCAUUCCAACACCAACUUCAGGUUGUCUGUGACGCGCGCUGGGCGCAAGGAGGCGGGGACGUAUCAGUGCUCUGCCCUCCUGUGGAGGAGGAACUACGACAACACCUGGAGCAAAGUGGCCAACAGGACGUCCAACCUGCUGGGGAUCAGCGUGUUACAGCCAGUGUCUAAGCUGCGUGUGCAGAAGACCAACCAGUCCCUGGUCUACCUGGAGGACAGCCGUGUGCGCGUCAACUGCUCCGUGGCCUCCCAGACCAGCACCGACUCACAGCAUGCCGUGCUUUGGUACGUGCGCCGCGCGACGGGCGCCGAGGCCGACGAGCUCCUGCUGAGGAUUGAGCGCUCAGGCGCAUUUGAGUAUGGUGCGUACGCAGACGAGGAGAGGUUGAGGCGGCGGGUGCAGGCAGAGAGGAUGUCGCCACAGCUGUAUGCGCUGACACUGAACAGGGCAGAGAGCAGCGACUCUGGAACAUACUACUGCCUGGUGGAGGAGUGGCUCACAGAUCCAGACGGAGCCUGGUACAGACUGGCACGGGACUCCUCAGGCUUCACACAGGUCCUCGUCAGACAGCCAGGUAGAUAG
Messenger RNA from Salvelinus sp. IW2-2015, 2079 nucleotides. NCBI's taxonomy places the organism in Eukaryota, Metazoa, Chordata, Actinopteri, Salmoniformes, Salmonidae. The record is from RefSeq and is a predicted model, not a curated record.